Nerophis lumbriciformis (worm pipefish) is the source of this 1392-nucleotide messenger RNA. NCBI's taxonomy places the organism in Eukaryota, Metazoa, Chordata, Actinopteri, Syngnathiformes, Syngnathidae. The record is from RefSeq and is a predicted model, not a curated record.
AUGGCCAUGACCGGAGGGACGGCAGCCGCCCUCCCGAUGAGCAACCACACCCGAGAAAGGGUAACGGUGGCCAAGUUGACGCUGGAGAACUUCUACAGCACGCUGCUCACCCAGCACGAGGAGCGCGAGAUGAGGCAGAAGAAGCUGGAAAAGGCCAUGGAUGAUGAAGGUUUGCUGGAUGAGGAGAAAGUAAUGCGUCGCUCACAACACGCUCGCAAAGAAACAGAGUUUUUACGCUUGAAGAGGACACGACUGGGGUUGGAUGACUUUGAGUCCCUUAAAGUCAUCGGACGUGGUGCUUUUGGAGAGGUGCGUUUGGUCCAAAAAAAGGACACCGGGCACAUUUACGCCAUGAAAAUUUUACGGAAAGCGGACAUGCUGGAGAAAGAGCAGGUUGCUCAUAUCCGGGCCGAACGAGAUAUUCUCGUGGAGGCAGACGGCGCCUGGGUGGUGAAAAUGUUUUACAGCUUCCAGGAUAAACGGAACCUCUACCUCAUCAUGGAAUUCCUGCCCGGAGGCGACAUGAUGACGCUGCUGAUGAAGAAGGACACCCUGUCCGAGGAGGCCACGCAGUUCUACAUUGCCGAAACGGUGCUGGCCAUCGACUCCAUUCACCAGUUGGGCUUCAUCCACCGAGACAUCAAACCGGACAACCUGCUGCUCGACUCCAGGGGACAUGUCAAGUUGUCUGAUUUUGGCUUGUGUACGGGACUUAAGAAAGCCCACCGCACUGAAUUUUACAGGAACCUGACACACAACCCGCCUAGCGACUUUUCCUUUCAAAACAUGAACUCGAAGCGGAAAGCAGAAACCUGGAAGAAAAACCGGAGACAGCUGGCUUACUCCACAGUGGGCACACCGGACUACAUCGCUCCAGAAGUCUUCAUGCAAACAGGCUACAACAAGCUGUGUGACUGGUGGUCAUUGGGAGUCAUUAUGUACGAGAUGCUGAUAGGCUAUCCGCCUUUUUGUUCGGAGACGCCGCAGGAGACGUACAGGAAAGUAAUGAACUGGAAGGAGACACUCGUGUUUCCCCCCGAAGUCCCCAUUUCGGAGCGAGCUAAGGACAUGAUAUUGCGGUAUUGCACUGAUGCCGAAAACCGAGUCGGCGCAGGCAGCGUGGAAGAAAUCAAAAGCCAUCAGUUUUUUGAGUCUGUUGACUGGGAACAUAUCAGAGAACGCCCUGCCGCCAUCUCCAUUGAAAUCAAAAGCAUCGACGACACCUCCAAUUUUGAUGAUUUCCCAGAGUCGGACAUCCUCCAACCAGCUAAUACAACAGAACCUGAUUUCAAGUCCAAGGAUUGGGUGUUCCUCAACUACACUUACAAACGCUUCGAGGGCUUGACUCAACGAGGCACCAUCCCCACGUACAUGAAGCCCGGUAAAGCCUGA